Molecule: messenger RNA, 1696 nt
Organism: Drosophila bipectinata
Lineage: Eukaryota; Metazoa; Arthropoda; Insecta; Diptera; Drosophilidae
Product: proliferation-associated protein 2G4
Source: RefSeq, a predicted model, not a curated record
AGGGUCACACUGCUAAUCUACCUCGUGGUCGUGCGUGUCGCAUUUUCAUUAAAGUCGCCAUUUUUAAAAAUAUACAGCGCCGAGUACACAAUGACAGACGUGGAAAAGGAGCCCGAGAAGACCAUCGCCGAGGAUUUGGUGGUGACCAAAUACAAGUUGGCCGGCGAGAUCGUCAACAAAACCCUCAAGACGGUAAUCGGACUCUGUGUGGCUGAUGCCUCCGUGCGGGAUAUUUGCACCCAGGGUGACAAUCUGCUCACCGAGGAGACCGGCAAAGUAUACAAAAAGGAGAAAGACCUGAAAAAGGGCAUCGCCUUCCCCACUUGCCUGUCGGUCAACAACUGUGUAUGCCACUUUUCUCCAGCCAAGAAUGACGCCGACUACACACUAAAGGCCGGCGACGUCGUCAAAAUUGACUUGGGCGCUCAUAUCGAUGGCUUCAUUGCAGUGGCCGCCCACACAGUCGUAGUUGGCGCCAGUGCGGACCAGAAGAUCAGCGGCCGACAAGCCGAUGUCAUUCUCGCCGCUUACUGGGCUGUCCAGGCUGCCCUGCGCCUGUUGAAAGCCGGAGCUAAUAACUACUCCAUUACCGAUGCUGUGCAACAAAUCAGCGAGUCGUACAAGUGCAAGCCCAUUGAGGGCAUGCUGAGCCACGAGCUGAAGCAGUUCAAAAUCGAUGGUGAGAAGACGAUCAUACAGAAUCCCAGCGAGGCGCAGCGCAAGGAACACGAAAAAUGCACCUUCGACAAGCACGAAGUGUAUGCCAUCGAUGUCAUCGUGAGCACCGGAGAAGGAGUGGGACGCGAAAAGGACACCAAGGUCUCAAUCUACAAGAAGUCUGACGAGAACUACAUGCUCAAGUUGAAGGCUUCCCGCGCCCUGCUGGCAGAGGUGAAGACCAAAUACGGAACCAUGCCCUUCAACAUCCGCAGCUUCGAGGAGGAGACCAAGGCUCGUAUGGGCGUUGUUGAAUGCGUCUCGCACAAGAUGAUUGAACCCUUCCAAGUCCUCUACGAGAAGCCAACUGAAAUCGUGGCGCAGUUCAAGCACACCGUUUUGCUGAUGCCCAAUGGCGUUAACCUGGUCACCGGCAUCCCAUUCGAGGCCGAUAACUUUGUCAGCGAGCACAGCAUUGCCCAGGAGGAACUGAAGACUUUGGUCACGCAGCCCCUGGGACCCGUCAAGGGCAAAGGAAAGGGAAAGAAGGCGGCUGCCGCUGGUGCGGCGACAAAGGUGGAAUCGGCGCCGGCCGUUGAGACCAAGGCAUAAUCUCUGCCAAGACCCUGGCAGAGAUGCAGAUUCGAACAAUUGCGCUGCCCACUGCUGCCGCUCCACUGGUUUUUACUAUCGGAUUUCGCUGCGAUGUAGAUUCCAAAAACUAUCAAAUACCCCCAUCUAUUGACAACUGAACAUGGUGACAAUUUGAGGAUUCUAUUGUUCACAUAAGCUAAGCAGCGAAAGAAACGCAGUUCCAUUUCUCUUUCCCCCACCCCCCUUAAAAAAUCAAAUCCUCCUCUGAUGAAUCAGCAACAGAAAUUUUACCUCUUUAUUCCCCGUACUCCCCCGUACCAUUAAGCUGCUGGUUUAGUUUUUAUUUUUUCAGAAAAAAAUAGCAAAGCCAGAACUGUCGUCAAAUUGUAACAAUUUUAACGCUAAAAUGAUCUUUAAAUAUAAUUCAAAAAAAUAUGAAACAAAA